Messenger RNA from Tripterygium wilfordii, 3994 nucleotides. RefSeq names its product ubiquitin carboxyl-terminal hydrolase 12-like. Gene Ontology annotation, molecular function: cysteine-type endopeptidase activity; cysteine-type deubiquitinase activity; protein binding. NCBI's taxonomy places the organism in Eukaryota, Viridiplantae, Streptophyta, Magnoliopsida, Celastrales, Celastraceae. The transcript has 32 exons. Gene Ontology annotation, cellular component: nucleus; cytosol. Gene Ontology annotation, biological process: regulation of protein stability; protein deubiquitination. The coding region runs from base 152 to 3490 and encodes 1112 amino acids. The record is from RefSeq and is a predicted model, not a curated record.
UCACCUGCGACCAAAUUACCCCUUCUUGCAGUAGACCCCCGUCUCCUCUCUCUUCUACAACAAUCGUCUCUCUCGCACUCUCUCUCUUUUGAUGAAUCCUGCAUCGCAAUUUGGGGAUUGACUCGAUCCGACUCGCGACUUCUCCCCGCCGAUGACUCUGAUGACUCCUCCACCUAUCGAUCAGCAGGUGGACGACGAGAUGUUGGUCCCGCAGGCAGAAAUUGCCGAUGGUCCUCAGCCCAUGGAAGCACAAGCAGAAACUGUGAGUACAGUGGAUGCGCCAACAGUGGAAGAAACACCAACAGCUAGGUUCACAUGGACAAUUGAGAAUUUCUCAAGGCUGAAUGUGAAGAAGCUAUAUUCUGAUGUUUUCUUCGUGGGAGGAUACAAAUGGCGGAUACUUAUAUUCCCCAAAGGGAACAAUGUCGACCAUUUGUCUAUAUAUUUAGAUGUUGCGGAUUCAACGGCCCUGCCAUAUGGAUGGAGUAGAUAUGCCCAAUUCAGCUUGGCUAUUAUCAACCAAAUUCACAGCAAGUACUCCAUUAGAAAAGAUACACAGCACCAGUUCAAUGUACGCGAAAGUGAUUGGGGCUUCACUUCUUUCAUGCUUCUUGGUGAACUAUAUGACCCUGCCAGAGGUUAUCUUGUGAAUGACACAUGUGUGGUUGAAGCUGAUGUAGCUGUCCGUAGAGUUGUUGAUUACUGGUCACAUGACUCAAAAAAAGAGACUGGUUAUGUUGGACUUAAGAACCAAGGAGCCACUUGCUACAUGAACUCUCUACUUCAGACAUUGUACCAUAUCCCAUACUUCAGAAAGGCUGUGUACCAUAUGCCAACAACUGAGAAUGAUAAUCCAUCAGGGAGUAUUCCUUUGGCCUUGCAGAGUUUAUUUUAUAAGCUUCAGUACACUGACACUAGUGUAGCGACGAAAGAGUUAACAAAGUCUUUUGGAUGGGACACAUAUGAUUCUUUCAUGCAACACGAUGUACAAGAACUUAAUAGGGUUCUUUGUGAAAAGCUUGAAGAUAAAAUGAAGGGAACUGUUGUGGAGGGUACAAUACAGCAGUUAUUUGAAGGCCACCAUAUGAAUUAUAUUGAAUGCAUCAACGUGGAAUAUAAAUCAACAAGAAAGGAAUCAUUUUACGAUCUUCAGCUUGAUGUCAAAGGCUGUCGGGAUGUCUAUGCUUCUUUUGACAAAUAUGUGGAAGUGGAGCGUCUUGAAGGUGACAAUAAAUAUCACGCUGAGCAGUAUGGGUUGCAGGAUGCUAAGAAGGGUGUCCUAUUCAUUGACUUUCCCCCUGUUCUUCAACUUCAGUUAAAACGUUUUGAGUAUGAUUUUAUGCGAGAUACUAUGGUAAAGAUAAAUGAUCGCUAUGAGUUCCCUUUGCAACUUGAUCUUGACAGGGAAAAUGGGAAAUAUUUAUCACCCGAGGCAGACAGGACUGUUCGCAAUCUGUAUACGUUGCACAGUGUUUUGGUUCACAGUGGUGGGGUCCAUGGUGGGCACUAUUAUGCUUAUAUCAGGCCAACCCUCUCAGAUCAAUGGUUUAAAUUUGAAGAUGAGCGAGUCACCAAAGAAGAUGUGAAAAGGGCUUUGGAAGAGCAAUAUGGUGGUGAGGAAGAGGUACCUCAUACAAAUCCCGGGUUCAAUAAUUCCCCGUUUAAAUUUACAAAGUAUUCAAAUGCGUAUAUGCUUGUCUAUAUACGUGAAAGUGACAAGGAUAAGAUAAUCUGUAAUGUAGAUGAGAAGGACAUUGCUGAACACCUUCAGAUAAGGUUGAAGAAAGAACAAGAAGAGAAGGAGCAGAAGAAGAAGGAAAAAGCUGAGGCACACCUGUAUACUUACAUAAAGGUUGCCCGUGAUGAGGAUUUAUUUGAACAGAUCGGGAAGGACAUAUAUUUUGAUCUUGUGGAUCAUGAAAAAGUUUCUACUUUUCGCAUCCAAAAACAAACACAAUUUGUCCUUUUCAAGGAAGAAGUAGCCAAAGAGUUCGGUAUACCAGUGCAAUUUCAACGUUUUUGGCUGUGGGCAAAACGCCAAAACCAUACAUACCGUCCAAAUCGGCCGUUGACUCUUCAGGAGGAAGCACAGUCAGUUGGACAGUUGAGAGAAGUUUCCAAUAAGGCGAAUACUGCUGAGCUGAAGUUGUUUCUGGAUGUAGAACGUGGGCAGGAUUUGCAGCCUAUUCCUCCACCAGGGAAGUCUAAAGAGGAUAUUCUCCUUUUCUUUAAAUUUUACGAUCCUUUGAAAGAGGAGCUCAGGUAUGUUGGGAGACUCUUUGUGAAAAGUAGUGGUAAGCCAGUGGAAAUUUUACCUAAACUAAAUGAAUUGGCUGGCUUUGGCGCAAAUCAAGUUGUUGACCUUUAUGAGGAAAUAAAAUUUGACCCUGGUGUCAUGUGUGAACGUGUCGACAAAAAGCUCUCAUUCCGUCAAAGUCAGCUUGAAGAUGGAGACAUCAUCUGCUUUCAGAAAUCUCAAGUUGGAAAUGAACAGUACCGCUACCCUGAUAUUCCGUCAUUUCUUGAGUACGUGCAUAACCGUCAGGCUGUUCACUUUCGAUCGUUGGAGAAACCAAAAGAAGAUGACUUCUGUCUUGAGUUGUCAAAGCUACACACUUACGAUGAUGUUGUGGAAAGAGUAGCUCAUCAUCUUGGCUUGGAUGACCCAUCCAAAAUUAGGAUUACUUCUCAUAACUGUUACUCCCAACAACCUAAACCCCAACCUAUCAAGUAUCGAGCAGUUGACCAUUUGUCUGACAUGCUAGUCCACUACAACCAGACUUCGGAUAUUCUGUAUUAUGAAGUACUGGACAUCCCUCUGCCAGAGCUUCAAUGUUUAAAAACAUUGAAGGUUGCUUUCUAUCAUGCUACCAAGGAUGAAGUAGUGAUCCAUACUAUUAGAUUGCCAAAACAAAGCACCGUCGGGGAUGUGCUUAAUGACCUUAAAAGCAAGGUUGAGUUGUCUCAUCCUGAUGCUGAACUUCGAUUGCUUGAAGUUUUCUAUCACAAAAUUUACAAGAUAUUCCCACUCAGUGAAAAGAUCGAGAAUAUUAAUGAUCAAUACUGGACAUUACGUGCAGAGGAGAUUCCAGAAGAGGAGAAAAACAUUGGUCCUCAUGCUCGCUUUAUUCAUGUUUAUCAUUUUAUGAAGGACACAGCACAGAAUCAGCAGGUUCAGAAUUUUGGGGAGCCAUUUUUCCUCGUCAUACAUGAGAAUGAGACACUAGCUGAAAUAAAAGCUCGUAUACAGAAAAAAUUGCAGGUUGCUGAUGAAGAAUACUCAAAGUGGAAGUUUGCAUUUAUGUCACUUGGUCGUCCUGAGUACCUUCAGGACUCAGUUGUUGUGUCCACCCGAUUUCAGCGAAGGGACGUCUAUGGUGCAUGGGAGCAAUAUCUUGGACUGGAACACACUGAUAAUACUCCAAAAAGGUCAUUUGCAGCUAAUCAGAAUCGCCACACAUUCGAGAAGCCUGUAAGAAUCUACAACUAAGAAACAAUCAUGAGAACCCCCUAGUGCAAAUUUGGACAUAUCCAAUAUCCUGAUGACAUGUCCAGGUUUGCAAAAUAUUUGGAGAGAAGCUGAAAAGGGAACUCAUAUAUCAGGGCAAGAGCUGCUGAUGAUUUUGUUAGAUGUGUAAUUUUUUUUGUGGCAUGGACGACUUUUUAUCUUAUUCUCUGCACCCAUCAGUGGGUGAGGUAGGAGGUAAUUUAUCUUUUUAAACUCUGUAAUUUGGUAAAUAAGAUUUUGCAGAAGAGGCUGGGGGUGUAUAUAAAGAAUAGGUGUGUUGAACUUUUCUCUCUCAUAGCUUGUCUUUUCCUUUGUGAAAUUUCCUGGAUGUGCAAGGGAAUGGAGAGGUCUGUAUAAUGUUUUGGGUUGGUCAGUUCCAGGGCUUGAGGGAUUCUUUCAAAGCCACAUAUUUAUACUCUAAAAAAUUCAGCUUGGUUGUUCUUCCUUUCACAAGGAAAGUAUGGUAAAUGAAACAAUUUAUCCCAA